Messenger RNA from Prosopis cineraria, 869 nucleotides. RefSeq lists its product as uncharacterized. Bases 14 to 415 code for a protein of 133 amino acids. The record is from RefSeq and is a predicted model, not a curated record. Lineage: Eukaryota; Viridiplantae; Streptophyta; Magnoliopsida; Fabales; Fabaceae. The transcript has a single exon.
AACACCAUCUUUUAUGGCUCGCUCACUUCCAUUGAAUCACCUUCUUCUACACACCACUUCUUCUUCUUCUUCUUCUUCUUCACAGAUUGGUUUUGCAGUGACGACUCUUUUGCUUUGUGCCUUUGCGUUGCUUAUGUGUGCCUCUCAUUCCGUGAAACGACGUCGUCAGAGCUGGAGCAGCUGGUUCUUCGGAGAAGAUCCAGAGCCAGUGAUAGAGAUCAUUCAGAAUGAAAGAGUUGAUGUCACUGUGACAUCAUCAGAGCAGCAUGAGGAGGCUUCCAUUUGGCAGAAGAACAUUCUGAUGGGUGGCAAGUGUCAACUUCCUGAUUUCUCUGGUGUCAUUAUCUAUGAUUCCGAGGGCAAUAUUGUCACUUCAUCCAAAACUCCUCGUCCUUUGUUACUUACAUGGAAAUAAGCAUGCAACCACAAAAACUGCUACUAGAAAAAGGUGAAAUAGAGAUAGAAGAAUUAAGUGAGAGAGCAUUAGAAAUUUGAUAGGGAGAAUGUUCGGAGGUCUUUAAUUUAAGUUAGGUUUUAAGUGUCAAAAUUAAAUUUACAAAUUUAACUUUUAAUUUUAUAAUUUUGAUUAUAAUGAUUUUGCAACUUGUGUUUCAAAUUUUAAUAAGAAAAAUAAAAUUUUUUAUUGUUUAAUCACAAUAAAAUUUAAAAAACAAGUUGCAAAUUCAUUAUAAAAAUUAUAAAAUUGAAAGAUGAACUUGCAAAUAUUUAAAAUUUGACAUUUAGGACUUAAUUUAAAUUAACUUAUUCUUUUGGGACCUAUCAGUCGUUCUCCCAAAAUGAUGAGAUAAUUUUCAUCUGCAUUUCAAUUGUUGUGUCAUAUUUUAUUUUAGGUGGCUUGAUUACUGCAA